Messenger RNA from Rhineura floridana, 645 nucleotides. It is a transcript of the gene C15H1orf232, whose product is annotated as chromosome 15 C1orf232 homolog. The coding region runs from base 34 to 645 and encodes 203 amino acids. Gene Ontology annotation, biological process: spermatogenesis. The transcript is spliced from 6 exons. Lineage: Eukaryota; Metazoa; Chordata; Lepidosauria; Squamata; Rhineuridae. The record is from RefSeq and is a predicted model, not a curated record.
UUGAGAUGUACAUUGGAAGCUUCUGAAAUUUUAAUGAAGACACCAGAUCUGAGAAGAAGGCAGCCAGUGACAGGAGAAGAACUUGAGAGUGAGCAGGCUCUUGCCAGGAUGACUCAGGGAUUCUGGAAGGUCUACAAGGCCAAAGUACUGCAGACCCUCGGUGGAGAGCUGCCAGAAGAGGAGCUCCAGGAUGAGAGAGACAAUCCUGAACUGAUGGAAACCACAGACUCCACGCUACUGACAGAGGAGCGGUCAAAUCCUGUAUCUCAGCUGGCACAGCGGGUCCAGGGAGCUGGAGUCAAAGGCUGGAGAACAAUGUCAUCUUUGUUCAACCGAGAGGAUGAACACAAGCUGCUGGCCUCUGAGCCUUGUCCUGACCACCCUCUGGCAACCAAACCAACAGAGGACUCCUCCUCUGAAAAGAAGACAUCUGGGCUUUGGGAUGUCUUUGCCACAAAGUGGCAGCAAGCCUCAGCCCUGGAAAAGCCGGUUGCAAAGGCCGACAGGGAAACGACGGGUGAGGAAGCCAUUCACGCAAGCCAGGACGACGACCUCCGAGAGGCCGAAGGGGUGGCCUUCAAGUGGAGUUUCCUGACCAGCAAACUGGCUGAGAUGAAGAACAAAAGUGUCCCCAAGAGCAACUAG